AGAUCCAUACACCUCUCAAAUUCAAAUGAGAUAACGGAGAGAAUUUCAUCAUUUGUUUCAAAAUCACUGAUUUUUCAACCUUCCUCACAAGCACACAUCCCAAGAAAAGUUCCACAGUCACUUCUCUCGUUACCAAAUUUUGAAAAAAAGAAAAAGAAACACAUAAAAAUAAAGAAAACCAAUUUUCCAUUGGAGCUUCAUCAAUGAGAAAAAUCCAAGCCAACCCUGCACCAAAACCCUAGAAAUAAAAUGACUUCAAAAAAGGAAGCCCUAUUCAUAGCAUCACUCAUCAUCCUCUGGUACUCUGCAAACAUUGGUGUUCUCCUCCUCAACAAAUUCUUGCUCUCCAGUUAUGGGUUUGGCUUCCCAAUCUUCCUCACAAUGUGCCACAUGUCAGCUUGUGCUGUCCUCAGCUACAUCUCCAUUGUCUUCCUCAAAAUUGUCCCACUCCAGAGAAUCAAAUCUAGGUCUCAGUUCUUGAGGAUUGCUACUCUGAGCAUUGUGUUUUGUGGGUCUGUUGUUGGUGGCAACAUCUCUCUCAGCUACCUCCCUGUGUCCUUCAAUCAGGCUGUUGGUGCAACGACGCCGUUUUUCACGGCUGUGUUUGCUUAUCUGAUGACCUUCAAGAGAGAGGCUUGGGUCACUUAUGCUGCUCUUGUACCAGUUGUUACUGGUGUUGUGAUUGCAAGUGGGGGUGAGCCAAGCUUUCACUUGUAUGGAUUUAUUAUGUGCGUAAGUGCAACUGCUGCAAGGGCCUUCAAGUCUGUUUUACAGGGUAUCUUACUAUCUUCUGAAGGGGAGAUGUUGAACUCCAUGAAUUUGUUGCUGUAUAUGUCCCCAAUUGCUGUUCUAGUUUUAUUGCCUGCAACACUUUUAAUGGAGCCAGAUGUGUUAGAUGUCACUCUUUCGCUUGGAAUGAAACACAGAUUAAUGUGGCUACUUCUUUCCAUUAAUUCAGUGGCAGCUUAUUUGGCCAACUUGUCCAACUUCUUGGUGACUAAGCAUACAAGUGCUCUAACACUCCAGGUUCAAUUUCUCUCUCUCUCUCUCCCCCAUAGGGUAAUGGUGUCACAAAUUUCUUGCUAAAAUUGUUUGUUUCACAAUAAAUUACUUCGUCAAAGAAACAUAUUACAAAUUUAGUUUUAUUAAGCUCACGGUUGUUGAAAACAGUGUAUCAUUGUAGCAUUACAUUCCAAGAUUCUGAUCACCUAAAUGUCCUCCCUACAUAAUAGGAGUGAGGUCAUUUUGUUCUCCCUACAAUUUUUUGGUACAAUCCAUAUACCUGAAUGGAUUCAUUUAAAAAAUAAACCUGUC
Camellia sinensis is the source of this 1314-nucleotide messenger RNA. Lineage: Eukaryota; Viridiplantae; Streptophyta; Magnoliopsida; Ericales; Theaceae. The record is from RefSeq and is a predicted model, not a curated record.